Molecule: messenger RNA, 2528 nt
Organism: Stylophora pistillata
Lineage: Eukaryota; Metazoa; Cnidaria; Anthozoa; Scleractinia; Pocilloporidae
Product: fibroblast growth factor receptor 1
Biological process (GO): positive regulation of kinase activity; cell surface receptor protein tyrosine kinase signaling pathway; protein phosphorylation
Cellular component (GO): plasma membrane; signaling receptor complex
Molecular function (GO): protein binding; ATP binding; transmembrane receptor protein tyrosine kinase activity
Source: RefSeq, a predicted model, not a curated record
UCCAGUGUUUACAUAGCAGUUUCGCCCACGCAUUCCGUGAUCUCGUUUGAUAACAAAGGUAAAAGAGGUAAAUCUGGUAAAUACACAGUGUACACGUUUUUCGAGGCGUGGGUACUUGAGGUGUGCGGUCUGCGGUCUGCGGUCUGCGGUCUGCGUUUUCGAGGUCUGUGUGAACGGGACACCUGAGAGAAUAUUGCUUUGUACGAUAUCACUUGUACGUUUCAUUGUUCAUCUAGAUGUAUUGCAUUACUUCACGGUAGUACUUUGUGUGCCCCGGGUUUAAGUUUUCCUGUUUUAGUGUUAUUUAGUCCUUAUGUCAGCCAAAAGAACUUACGCAGAAGUUGUAUCGGAAGCUGAGAAUACUCCAAAUGACAGCCAAACCUGGAUGAUAGCUUAACAGCAGGAAAGCGAAGAAGAUGCCCUGAAAAAGGCCAUCCAAUUAACCAAGAAUGACUCAAUAAGUGAUAGCAGCGACGAAGACUGGUCCAUUGUCCAAACUCCUGGAUUUGGCAAUAAAGGAAACAGUGGACAAGAUGGAUCGGGUUCUUCUGGUUACAUUCCUGUAAUCGAUUAGACCGAAAAUCCGUCGCCAGCGAAAAUAAAACAGACAAGGAUCCUCUGGUGCAAAAAUAUUCAGAGCUUACCACCAAAAAAUGAAUUACACAGAGGCUGACAAAGCAUGUAGAAUUAAAAAUUAUGGUGACUAUCUCGCAAAAAUAAAAACCACUAACGACCUUCAGUUGGCUAGAAACAUAUCAAAUACCACUAAUGGCAUGAAGUACUGGAUGGGUCUCAAUCUCCGGAAUGGUGAUUGGGAAUGGAGUGACAAAAAGAUGGCUGGUAUAAAACUUGUCGAUAUCGUAAAGAACUUAAAUCGUACAGAAGCACUGUCCAAAGAGCCAAGGAAGUUCUGCUGUUUGGUAACCCAUGAUGCUCUCUUGGAGUGCACUAACUGCAGUGAGAAACAUGCCUUUAUAUGCGAAGAUUUCCAGGAAUUACCGCCACCUCCGAAACGCUUCACGGUAGAGAAUGUUCAGACAAGGUAUCUUAUUUUGACCUGGGAUGAGCCAGAAAAUGCCAGCUUUCAGCAAAUAUUAAGCUACACCGUGGAGCAGAGGACAUCAAUAUCGGAUAACUUUACAGUAUUGAAGACGAUUCCGUAUCCUGAGACCAAAAUGAUUAUGGAGAACUUGGAGCCCUCCACAGAAUACACCAUCAGAUUAUCAAGCAACAAUAUGCAUGGGAGAUCAGAGGGUGUAUUGGUAACACAGAGGACACUGCCGAACAAUUUUUUUAUGAAAUUGAUGCUGAAAAUAGUGUUGCCACUAAGCUUAGCAUCGUUAUUAGUUGUGGUCGUUUGCGUCAAGUAUGGACCUAUUAGAAAUUCCAAGCGAGGCACAGGGUAUACUGAGCCGCAGACACCGCUCAACCCUCUUUGCAAUUGGGUUGAAAUUCCCAGAACGGAUGUUACACUUAAAGAGAAGCUGGGGGAAGGUGCAUUUGGGCAAGUGUACAAAGGCUUAGUGCGCAUGGGUGGACAAGUCAGGGCAUGUGCAGUAAAGAGUAUUAAAGAAGAUGCUAGAGAGAAAGACGCGGAGGAUUUAUUCAACGAGCUUCAAAUCCUGCUUACAGUUGGUGAACAUCCUAAUAUCAUAAGUCUCAUUGGAGCUUGCACAAAGUCUGGAUCAAUUUUGAUGAUUGUUCGUCUUGCUCCAAAUGGCUGCUUGUUGAACCAACUGAGGAACAGAGAAAAUCCCUUGGAAGAUGAUGUGGAAAGACAGGUUGGAUUCACACGUGUGGACAAAGUAAGGAUCGCAAGGGAUGUGGCCAAUGGAAUGUCUCACCUCGCCAGCAAAAAGUGUGUUCAUCGCGACCUUGCUGCAAGAAAUGUGUUACUUGGCGAGAGGAAUAUUGCCAUGAUUUCUGACUUCGGCUUGUCGCGUGAUGUGUACGAAAGUGGGGAAUAUGAAACUCUUCGAGGGGAAUUGUUACCAGUUCGUUGGAUGGCUCUUGAGUCUAUGGAGGAUCUCGUAUUCAAUACAAAGACAGACGUGUGGUCGUUUGGGAUACUAUUAUGGGAGAUGGAAUCUAGAGGUAAAAGGCCAUAUAUCGGUCUAACAAGCGGUGGUAUUAUGAGCUUUUUGUGGAAAGGAAAAAGAUUACCAAAGCCGGAAGAAUGCCCGAGUGAAAUUUACGAUUUGAUGAAGUCUUGCUGGAAUCUACAUCCGGAGAAACGUCCUUCAUUUGCAGAUCUUUUGGCGUUCCUCGAGAAUGAACUUACUGAAAACAAAGAGGAUUUCCAAGGGGAUAAGAACCGUCUUGGAACGGAACCAAAGGGAAUUACAAAUAUUCACAGCAUGAAAACGCACCUUUACGAAAACGGAACCGGAUUAAUGACAGAAACGCUGCAUAUGGAUUCAGGAGUUUUCGUAGGAGUCCAAAUACCUAUAGGCUGAUGAGAAGUUAUUAUACCUCCGCGUUUGUAUGUUAUCAAAACGAACUGUUGUGGUCCACCAUUGGUCCUUUCG